UUAUUUGUAAAUUUGUAUGGGCAUGAACGUCUUAUUGUUGUCAUAAUUUAAGAUGCAGAAAUUAUCUAAAACAAAAACAAUUCCAAAAAUUCUUAAUCUAUAUACCUAAUGGUUUCUAAAAAAAUUCUUAAAAAAGAUAUAAAAAUGGUACUGCAGAAAGCAAGAGUACCUAAGUGUGUAUCUAAAAGCAGACGACGUGUGUAUGUGUGUACAUACAUACGUACAACGUUAGGUACUGGUACUACUAACGCGAGUGGUGAAUGAAGUGAAUGGGAGUGAAUUUUUGACGUGGCAUUCUUCCCGCGAAUAUGCGCGUUCUCUUUCGUGAAAGUUAUGGGAACGAGAGAGAGAUAGUUUGCAUAAAGUCAAAAGAUGAUUUCAGCGCAAGCGAAACAAGACUUGGUCUCACCGAAUCGCGAGCCAUUCAUUCCCGGAUCGUGUCCAUCCUUAAACAGAUAUUUCUGCCGCAAGGCUAUCCGGACAGUGUACAUCCUGACUACACUGCAUAUCAAAUAUGGGAUACUGUACAGGCUUUUGCAAGUACUAUAACAGGUACGUUGACGACGCAUUCUAUAAUGAAAGGGAUAGGUGUCGGAGAGUCAAGUGCAACACCCUUGGCAGCAGCGAUAACGUGGAUUCUAAAAAGUGGUACUGGAAUGAUUGGCAGUAUAAUGUUUGCAUGGUGGAAUGGAACUGAAUUAGACGGACAAUGCAAAAAAUGGAGGUUGUUUGCCGAUAUCUUGGAUGACAUAGCCAAAGGGAUAGAAUUACUUGUGCCAUAUUUCUCCUCAUAUUCUGUUGUAAUUCUGUGUAUUUCAACUACUAUGAAGUCCAUUGUUGGUGUUGCUGGUGGAGCUACGAGGACAGCGCUAAUUCAUCAUCAGGCGAUACACAAUAAUGUGGCAGAUGUCUCUGCAAAGGAUGGGAGUCAAGAGACGUGUGUAAAUCUAAUCGCGUCAUUCUUUGGAAUUUUUAUAUUAUCUUUAUUCCACGAAGGACAAUAUUUAUUAGAAUUAUAUCUCUUCCUGGUGGCAGUCCAUCUCUAUGCGAAUUAUUCGGCAGUUAAAGCAUUGUGUUUAGAUACACUCAAUGAAGAUCGUCUGGCUAUAAUUAUUAAAAAUUAUAUGAUGAACGAGCGAAUUCCCAAUCCGCGGAAAGUGAAUAAGGAAGAAUCGGUAUUUCUACUUAAAAAUUCUACCAGAAGCAUACAUGAUUUUGAUAUAAAAAUUGGUGUAUCGUUCGCAAAUAUCAUGAAAAGAAAUAUAAUUUCGUGCACGGAAAUGGAAUUUUUGUUAAAAUUCUUUGAAAAUAAAAAGUACAUAAUAACAGCAGAUAUUGAAAAACGGAAUAUAUUUAUAAUUCUUAAAAAAGAUAUACAAUCUGCCGAAAUACUGGAAGCAUAUUUUUAUGCUUCCAUGUAUGCUUUCUACCUUUGUCUAGCAAGAAAAAUACCAAUAGAUAUGCUGUUGAAAUCUGAAACAUCUGAAAUAUCGUAUCCAUUGUUGAAUACAUAUAUCCUGCACAGGAUAUUUACUGCGAAUUCAAAUAGCGAUAUGUCGGUCGUAACUAUACAAAGUAUCCAUGCUACAGAUAUAAUUGUUUCUAAUGAGUAUAAAGCAUUCCUUAGCACUUUAGAAAUGAAUGGAUGGAAAACGAAGACUAAUUUGUUGGCAGUUGGCGCAUGGAGAUUUUCCAUGGAUAAUGAUUGAUAAGAUCAAUUAUCUGUGAAUUAAACUAGAAGUAAAUUGUUGAGAGAGAGAAAAUUAAGCUUAUAAUUG
Messenger RNA from Wasmannia auropunctata (little fire ant), 1778 nucleotides. RefSeq names its product RUS1 family protein C16orf58 homolog. The transcript is spliced from 9 exons. The record is from RefSeq and is a predicted model, not a curated record. Bases 309 to 1709 code for a protein of 466 amino acids. NCBI's taxonomy places the organism in Eukaryota, Metazoa, Arthropoda, Insecta, Hymenoptera, Formicidae.